CAACACCCAAAUUUUUACGUUUGUGAUAUUGCCACAGAACCAAGAAUACUUUUAACCUCAUACCUACAACUCUGAUUAUUAGCACAAAAAUCAGAAUAUAUUAAAUUAUUAUCAUUAGCCUGCUCUGCUACCACGAUUAAAUAAUAAAUAUAUAUCUUAAAUCGUGACUGCUACAGCCGGCGAGGUUCGAGAAUUCCCAUUGAUCUAUUCAUACGAUUCCACAUUUUCAAAUUUCUGCGGGUUUUCAAUCGAAAUUCGAAAUGUAUUCCAAUCAUUCAACUGAUCCCAGAAGACCGGACAAAGAGCACAGGUACAAACCAAAAGCUGUCAAUAGUGAUAAUCAAGCUCUAACACCUGGUGAAGACUUGACGUCUGACUAUAUGAAUAUUUUGGGUAUGAUUUUGAGCAUGUGUGGAUUAUUAAUGAAGUUUAAAUGGGCAGCAUGGUGUGCUAUGUUUUGUUCAUGUAUAAGCUUUGCAAAUUCUAAAGCAUCUGAUGACAACAAACAAAUCUUUAGCAGUUUCAUGCUUUCCAUGUCAGCAAUUGUAAUGUCUUAUUUACAAAAUGCACAUCCAAUGUCACCACCAUGGUCUACAGCAUUUGGAUAAGAAUUUAAAUUUUACAAUUAAAAAUAAUUAUUUGUCUUUAUUGGGAUUUACUAAUAAUGUAUUGAUUGUUUUGUCAAAACUAUAAAAAUAAAAAAAAUUUGCAUUGUAAUAUUAUUUAAAUAAAACUCUAAUCCCAGA
Molecule: messenger RNA, 746 nt
Organism: Metopolophium dirhodum (rose-grain aphid)
Lineage: Eukaryota; Metazoa; Arthropoda; Insecta; Hemiptera; Aphididae
Product: protein Asterix
Exons: 4
Coding region: 261-608 (115 amino acids)
Biological process (GO): protein insertion into ER membrane
Cellular component (GO): endoplasmic reticulum membrane
Molecular function (GO): protein folding chaperone
Source: RefSeq, a predicted model, not a curated record